ACCUCUGGUGCUAAUAGUCCACAGGUGUCUAUCAGAAACUUCUGUACAAAAUAAACCGGCAAGUCGUGAAGACUUGGAAAAUUCGGACAUGGGGAUUGUAGAAAGGAUCAAGAAAGAAUGGUUCCUGCUAGGGAUUGUAUUUGUGAUCUCUAUGGCAAAAGUGGAGCCGAGUUUUGGCAUAAAAGGAGGGCCGUUGAAGCCAGAAUAUACUGUGAAAUACUUCGCUGUCUCCUUCAUUUUCUUUAACAGUGGCCUGUCCCUCAAGACAGAGGACUUGACCAGUGCACUGUUCCAGGUGAAGCUGCAUGGAUUUAUCCAGACCUUCACACUUGUGUUCAUCCCCUGUCUCAUCAGGGUACUCAUUAAGGGUCUACAGUACUCACCUAUCAACCCAUGGCUACUCAAAGGACUGAUGGUAGUAGGCUGCAUGCCCCCUCCUGUCUCUUCUGCAGUCAUCCUCACCAAGGCAGUGGGAGGCAAUGAGGCAGCAGCUAUAUUCAACUCAGCAUUAGGCAGUUUUCUGGGUAUAUUUGUCACUCCAGUCCUGCUACUGUUGUUUCUUGGUUCCCCUUCAGCUGUUCCGUACAGCACCAUAUUUGGGCAGCUGACCAUGACCGUGGUGGCGCCUCUCAUUGUCGGACAAGUCGUCAGGAGAUUCGUGAAAGACUGGUUAGAGAGGAGCAAGCCUCCAUUUGGGACCAUAAGCAGCUGCACAUUGUUGCUGAUCAUCUACACAACGUUCUGUGACACCUUCAGUAGUUCAGACAUUGAACUGGACCACUUCAGUCUAGUCUCUAUUGUUUGUGUAGUGUUGUUAAUACAGGUGUGCUUGCUACUUCUACUUUUCUUCGUGACAAGAAGUCCAUCUUUUGGCUUCACCCCGUCAGACGUCGUCAGCCUUAUGUUCUGUGCAACACACAAGUCACUAACUCUAGGCAUUCCCAUGUUGAAGAUAGUGUUUGCUGGUUACGAGCACCUGUCAGUCAUCUCCAUCCCCCUGCUGGUGUACCACCCCACACAGAUCCUGCUAGGGGGGGUACUGGUGUCACCCGUCAGGACCUGGAUGCUCGCUGCUCAGAAAGUAAAAGUAAUCGGAGCGAGCAAAUCAUCUAACACAAACUCCCAUGCUGCCCCAGGAGAGGCAGUAUAACAUCGCCCCCCCCCCCCCUACGCCCCCUCAAAGUCUUCUCCGCACUCCUCUCAUUAGCCAAUAAUGGGAAAUUUUCUACCACACACGAUGGGAUGGAUACUUUUCAAGAGGAGUCAUCAGGAGAAGUCCAUUUUGGCCCAUCUGUACCACUUGUAGCCCGUAUAGAAGAGCCUGUUAGAGACUGGACUCCUCCAAAGGUGGGGAUGCAGUAACCAUGACAACCUGAGCUCAGGAAUUAUCCGAGGAGACAAGAUGUGAAAGUGGUCUGAGGUAUCAGGAUGGAUGUACAAAUGUCAUGAUAUAACGCUGCAGAAUACCUGAAUGUUAACAAAACCUACUAGAUAUAUAAGUAUUAAUUGGGGCCAUUAUCAUCAUGAUCAUGGUAACCUUAUCUUAUUAUAGGGGCAGGUGUGAGGUCAUUACCAUGACAACCCCAGAUCAGGGUCAUUGCCAUGGUAACACCAGACAAGGGGUAGGUGGGAAGCCAUUACCAUGGCAACCCCAGCUCAGGUGCAGGUGUGAGGUUGUUACCAUGGCAACCCCAGUUCAGGAGCAGGUGUGAGGCUGUUGCCAUGGCAACACCAGCUCAGAGGUUGUUGCCAUAGCAUUCCCAGCUCAGGUGCAGGUGAGAGGCUGUUACCAUGGCAACCCCAGCUCAGGUGCAGGUGUGAGGCUGUUACCAUGGCAACCCCAGCUCAGGACCAGGUGUGAGGUUGCUACCAUGGUAACCCCAGCUCAUGGACACCUGUUAGGCUGUUACCAUGGCAACCCAGCUCAGGUGUGAGGUUGUUACCAUGGCAACCCAGCUCAGGUGCAGGUGUGGGGUUGUUGCCAUGGCAACACUAGCUCAGAGGCUAUUGCCAUGGCAACCCCAGCUCAGAGGCAGGUGUUACUAUGGCAACACCAAUACUACAUGUAGUAUGUUAAAAUGAACUUGAAAUUAUUUUCAGGUCCUGGAGAUCAGAUAGGGAACAAUCUUGGAAGGUGAAUGGAAUUUAUGAUUUGAGGUGCAAAUGUUCUAUUUUGUCAAUCGCAAUAUUUGUCGUGUUGACUCUAUUGUGCAAUUAUUUCUUUCUUCAAUUAUUCAUGUCUUUUGGUGAAUAGGGGGAGAAAAUUGUUAUUAGGAAAAUGUUCUCAGUCCUACCCUCUUUAUUUCAAGUGACAUAUCCAUUCUUCUGCAAUCAUUCAACUCUUGAUUAAUAGUUGGCAUUUGAUGCCUGACUAUUUUAAUCAAUUAACUUAUCAUGAGUCCAAUGACCACUUAUUGGCCCAUUCACAUUUUGCGCUUUGACAUUUUUUAUGUAAAGUUUUUGGCUGAAGAAGUCAUUCUCUUUUAAAUCUUGAUAAACCUAAGGCCACAGAAUGGGUUGGUCAAAGAAAAAAAAAGUUCUUCCUGAAAACAUUACCAGCACCAAAAAAUGUCAAUAAGGAACUCAUAAGGACUUAUAAUAAAUAUAUGCACAAAUGUGAACUGGGCCUAUACAUGUACGUCUGAGAGUAUAUCAAAGCCACAAGUUGCAAUUAGAUCCAUUUUUAUUAUCAAUGUCAAUUUGUUGCAUUAUAGGAUAAUGUAAUAAGUACAUAUGAAUGUAACAAAGGGUCCAAACUUUGUACAUCCCUGAAAAUACAUAAUGUAAUUCCUGUAUCAGGAUAAGAAAUAUUCAUUAUGAUAAGAAUAAUUAGAUGAUAGAGGGUGUAUAGUCUUUAUAAUAUGGUGGUCCAAGAAUAAGAGUGGGUAAAGCAAAAGGGAGCUCAGGGGAAAUUUAAAAUGUACAAUUUUAUUUAUAAGGUGUGUGAAGGAUUUGGUCAUCCACAAUAAGACCAUCUGUGAAGAAUAUUAUGAUUCAUAAAAUUAAUAGAAAUGUCAAAUUAAUCAUGUUAUUGUUCUUAGGAUUCAGGUACAGUAUUCCAGUCAAUUUCAAGAAUAAAAGGUAGUGGUAAAGACUGACGCAUUAGGUUGUUAUCCACUAGUAUUGUGUCUAGGGCAAUAGUUUUGAGAGGUGGUACCUUUUUUUACAUCUGGAGGGAGGAAAGUGCCUUGAGUUCCCAGAAGGCAAAACAAUGGUGGCAUGUCAGGGAAUUCAAACCCAGUACCUCUGAGUUCUGGACCAAACACCCUAGUCAUAACAUCAACAUGACGCCAUUUUAAGAAUAGUAAACUUGCACUUAAUAUCAUAAACAGUUCUGAGUACCGAAAUGUUAAUUGUAUGUAAAUGUAUAGACUAGGAUAGAAUGAUGAGCUGCAGGCAGCUAUUGGUAAUUUAUAGGAACCUUGCACACUGUCAUAAAACCAAAUUGUACCUCAUAGAUCUCCAUUAGUGUGUACAUUAUAGGGCACAUUGAGUAUCAAUGGAUUAUGACAAAAGUAUUUUAUGUCUGUGGGUAGCUGAUAUCUUUGAAUUACUUAAUGUAUAAUAUCUACUAUUUUAGUUGAAAUUUGAAGAAAAAAAAGGGUGUUGCAAAUUAUGUAUAAGGGACCAGCAUUAUACAUUUAGAAGUGGAUCUUCAUACUUGUAGUCAUUACAAUGUUAAUUGGCCAAUCUUGUUUGAGAAAAAACUUUUCCUGAAUUAGACUGUCAGUCCA
Messenger RNA from Branchiostoma floridae (Florida lancelet), 3734 nucleotides. RefSeq names its product sodium/bile acid cotransporter 7-A-like. Gene Ontology annotation, cellular component: plasma membrane. The transcript has 12 exons. Bases 89 to 1150 code for a protein of 353 amino acids. Lineage: Eukaryota; Metazoa; Chordata; Leptocardii; Amphioxiformes; Branchiostomatidae. The record is from RefSeq and is a predicted model, not a curated record.